GGCAGCGCUGCACGGGCAGGUUUACCAAAGGUCUCCAAUGGGUAUUUUCUUUUUCUUAGCCCUGCCCCGAAUUGUCAGACGGCGGGCGUCUGCCUCUGAAGUUAGCAGUGAUUUCCUUUAGAGCCCGGCCUUAUCUCCGGCUGCACGUUGCCUGGUGGUGACUAAUGACACAAUAACAUUGUCUGGGGCUGGAAUAAAAUUGGAGCUGUUUACCCCCGCUCUAUAGGGGUUCAGUAUAAAAAGCCGGCCGAGAGCUGUCCAGGUCAGACGCGCUUCUGCCUCUGCGCUGGGACCAGCGCCGCCAGGGUCCCCGGGUCCCCGUGCGCCACGGCCGCCACCGCGUGCGUCCUCGGACCGCUCCCACUGCCUUCUCUCCUGGCAGACGCUUCUUUUUUCUCCCCAUUAAAGAGCAUUCGGGCUGAAGGAUCACUUUGAGAUCCGAAGAACCCGAAGCGCUCGGAAGGAACUGAAGCUGUUUUUUUCUGCGUUCCCCUUCCCCCCACCUUCGGGUUUAGUUCGCAGUGGGGAAGGAUUUUGAUCCCUUUUUUUCCAGAAUGGAUUAUUUCCCCAUGAUUUUCGCUCUGCUGUUUGUGGCUUUCCAAGGAGCUCCAGAAGCAGCGGUCUUGGGUGCCGAGCUCAGCACAGGAGCCGAGAGCGGAGGGGAGAAGCCCUCUCCCAGUGCGCCCUGGAGGCCCCGCCGGGCCAAGCGCUGUUCCUGCUCUUCCCUGAUGGAUAAAGAAUGCGUCUACUUCUGCCACCUGGACAUCAUUUGGGUCAACACUCCAGAGCACAUUGUUCCAUAUGGACUCGGAAGCCCCUCUAGGACCAAGCGAUCCUUAAAGGAUUUCUUUCCUACAAAGGCAACAGACCACAGGAAGAGAUGCCAAUGUACUAGCCAAAAAGAUAAGAAGUGCUGGAAUUUCUGCCAAGCAGGAAACGAACUCAGGGACCAAGACACCAUGGAGAAAGGCUGGAAUAAACAAAAGAAAGGGAAAGACUGUUCCAAGCUUGGAGAGAAGUGUCUUCAUCAGCAGCUGGUGGAGGGAAGAAAAAUAAGACGGUUGGAAGCCAUCAGUAACAGCAUCAAAACGUCUUUUCAUGUUGCCAAGCUGAAAGCCAAGCUCUACAGAGAUAAGAAAGUGACCUACAACCGAACACACUGAUGGCAGGUUGUUGGGGCCUGUCUGAAGCCUUCUCAUCCACCAAGAGCCCUGGGCCUGACUCUGCGCUCUCUCCACGUGGCUGGGAUCAGAGCAAAUGCAUCCUCCCUGCUUAGACCACUUCUCGUUCCAGACUAGCACAGGACCAGCGCCCUGGGUGCAAACAUUCCAGGAAAGGUUAAGGAGUCCCCCAGCCCGUCUUCAUUUGCCUCCAUCAGUGGGAACUGCUUUCGUUUCUCUCCUCCUUUGGGGUGACAGCGGGCUAUGCAAAGAAGGCAGAGAGAUGCAGUGACCUGCAAAUUAGGGUGACCUCCUUCUUAGAGGGAGGAGGAGAGGAGAUUCCACUUGCGGGCGGCGUCCCCGUCCCCGAAGAGGUUCCGAAAGGAGUGUUUGUGUCUCACUCAGGCGCCUGGCACAUUUCAGGGAGAAACUCCAAAGUCCCUGCAAAGAUUUUUCUAGGGAAUGCACAAAUUGAAAACACUCUAAGGACAAACACUCGAGUUAAAAAAAAAAAAAAGAGAGAGACUUUGUUUUUUUAAAUUCAUAAAAUGCAAAAUUGAAAGAAACUGUUACUACUGUAAAUCAGGAUGAGUUUCAUGCAUAUGAGUCUACCUCACCUAUAUUGCACUCUGGCAAAGUAUUUCCCCACCUUUAAUUAUUGCUUCCCCAAACUCUUCCCUCUCUAAAAUCCCCACACUAAGCCCUAGCCUCAUGGAAGUCUGUCCAAUGUGUCAACAGUAGAUAUAACAUUUUCAGGGUAAUCUACUAGCUCUGUUCCAUAAGAAAAGAAAGAUCAAUUGAAUCAGCAGAUUCCCUUACCUUGAUUUUUGGAAACACAAUGGUAUAGGAUUGUUUAGGAGAGACACUGAAGGGUAAACAUUGUGGUGAUUUAAAGCUGUCAAAUUGUUUUCCUUUAUGUAACUGGCUCAUGGAAGAGGUUGGAUUACAUUUUGAUGUACUUAUUUUUUUAUAGAUAUUUAUAUUCAAACAAUUUAUUCCUUAUAUUUACCAUGUUAAAUAUAUGUUUGGGCAGGCCAUAUUGGUCUAUGUAUUUUUUUUUAAUGUAUUUCUGAAUGAAAUUGAGAAAAUGCUUUGUUUUGCCUGUCAAGGUAAUGACUUUAGAAAAUAAAUAUUUUUUUUCCCUACU
Messenger RNA from Aethalodelphis obliquidens (Pacific white-sided dolphin), 2307 nucleotides. It is a transcript of the gene EDN1, whose product is annotated as endothelin 1. The transcript is spliced from 5 exons. Gene Ontology annotation, biological process: regulation of systemic arterial blood pressure by endothelin; vein smooth muscle contraction; intracellular calcium ion homeostasis. Gene Ontology annotation, molecular function: endothelin B receptor binding; endothelin A receptor binding; hormone activity. Bases 555 to 1163 code for a protein of 202 amino acids. Gene Ontology annotation, cellular component: extracellular region. The record is from RefSeq and is a predicted model, not a curated record. Lineage: Eukaryota; Metazoa; Chordata; Mammalia; Artiodactyla; Delphinidae.